AUGGCGUGGUUAAGGUUGCAGCCUCUCACCUCUGCCUUCCUCCAUUUUGGGCUGAUAACUUUUGUGCUCUUCCUGAAUGGUCUUCGAGCAGAGACUGGUGGCUCAGAGGAUGUGCCCAGCACAGGGCAGAAUAAUGAAUCCUGUUGGGGGUCAUUGGAAUGCAAGGAGGGUGUCAUAUUACCAAUCUGGUACCCAGAGAACCCUUCCCUUGGGGAUAAGAUUGCCAGGGUCAUUGUCUAUUUUGUGGCCCUGAUAUACAUGUUCCUUGGGGUAUCCAUCAUUGCUGACCGCUUCAUGGCAUCUAUUGAAGUCAUUACUUCUCAAGAGACAGAAGUGACUAUCAAAAAGCCCAAUGGAGAGACCAGCACAACAAUGAUUCGGAUAUGGAAUGAAACUGUCUCCAACCUGACCCUUAUGGCUCUGGGUUCCUCUGCUCCUGAGAUCCUCCUCACUUUAAUUGAGGUGUGUGGUCACGGGUUCAUUGCUGGUGAUCUGGGACCUUCUACCAUCGUAGGCAGUGCAUCCUACAACAUGUUCAUCAUCAUUGCCAUCUGUGUGUACGUGAUCCCUGAUGGAGAGACUCGUAAGAUCAAGCACCUACGAGUGUUCUUUGUCACUGCUGCUUGGAGCAUCUUUGCCUAUAUCUGGCUCUAUAUGAUCCUGGCAGUCUUUUCUCCUGGUGUGGUCCAGGUUUGGGAAGGCCUCCUCACUCUCUUUUUUUUCCCAGUGUGUGUGCUUCUGGCCUGGAUAGCAGAUAGGAGACUGCUAUUCUACAAAUACAUGCACAAAAGGUACCGUACAGAUAAACACCGAGGAAUUAUCAUAGAGACAGAGGGUGGCCACUCCAAGAGCAUUGAAAUGGAUGGGAAAAUGAUGAAUUCCCACUUUCUAGAUGGGAAUCUGGUGCCACCAGAAGGGAAAGAAGUGGAUGAGUCCCGAAGGGAGAUGAUCCGGAUUCUCAAGGAUCUGAAACAAAAAUAUCCAGAGAAGGACUUAGAUCAGCUGGUAGAGAUGGCCAAUUACUAUGCUCUUUCCCAUCAACAGAAGAGCCGCGCCUUCUACCGGAUUCAAGCCAUCCGUAUGAUGAUUGGUGCAGGCAAUAUCCUGAAGAAACAUGCUGCAGAACAAGCCAAGAAGUCCGCUGCUAUGAGUGAGGUGCACACCGAUCAGCCUGAGGACUUUGCCUCCAAGGUCUUCUUUGACCCAUGCUCUUACCAUUGCCUGGAGAACUGUGGGGCUGUACUCCUGACAGUGGUGAGGAAAGGGGGGGACACAUCCAAGAUCAUGUAUGUGGACUACAAAACAGAGGAUGGUUCUGCCAAUGCAGGGGCUGACUAUGAGUUCACAGAGGGCACCCUGGUUCUGAAGCCAGGAGAGACCAAGAAGGAGUUCUCUGUGGGCAUCAUUGAUGAUGACAUUUUUGAGGAGGACGAAUACUUCUUUGUGAGGUUAAGCAAUGUCCGCAUAGAGGAUGAGCAGCAAGAGGAAGGGAUGGCUCCAACAAUACUGAAUAAUCUUCCCUUGCCUUCCAGGGCUGUCCUGGUGUCCCCUUGUGUGGCCAAAGUCACUAUCUUGGAUGAUGACCAUGCAGGCAUCUUCACUUUUGAAUGUGACACUAUUCGUAUCAGUGAGAGUAUUGGUGUCAUGGAGGUCAAGGUUCUGAGGACAUCAGGUGCCAACGGCACAGUCAUCGUCCCCUUUAGGACAGUGGAAGGGACAGCCAGGGGUGGUGGUGAGGAUUUUGAAGACAUAUAUGGGGAGUUGGAGUUCAAGAAUAAUGAAACUGUGAAAACCAUAAGGGUUAAAAUAGUAGAUGAGGAGGAAUACGAAAGGCAAGAGAAUUUCUUCAUUGCCCUUGGUGAACCGAAAAGGAUGGAACGUGGAAUAUCAGAGGUGACAGACAGGAAGCUGACUCCGGAGGAAGAGGAAGCCAAGAGAAUAGCAGAAAUGGGAAAGCCAGUAUUGGGUAAACACCCCAAACUAGAGGUCAUCAUUGAAGAGUCCUAUGAGUUCAAGAAAACAGUGGACAAACUGAUCAAGAAGACAAAUAUGGCCUUGGUCGUGGGGACCCAUUCCUGGAGGGACCAAUUCAUGGAGGCCAUCACUGUCAGUGCAGCUGGGGACGAGGAGGAGGAUGAAUCAGGCGAGGAGAAGCUGCCCUCCUGCUUUGACUACGUCAUGCACUUCCUGACGGUCUUCUGGAAGGUGCUGUUUGCCUGCGUGCCCCCCACAGAGUACUGCAGUGGCUGGGCCUGCUUCUUCGUCUCCAUCCUCAUCAUCGGUGUGCUCACAGCCAUCAUCGGGGACCUGGCCUCCCACUUUGGCUGCACCAUCGGCCUCAAGGACUCGGUCACAGCUGUUGUUUUCGUGGCAUUUGGCACCUCUGUGCCAGAUACCUUUGCCAGCAAAGCCGCCGCCAUUCACGAUAUGUAUGCAGACGCCUCCAUCGGCAAUGUCACUGGCAGCAACGCCGUCAACGUCUUCCUGGGCCUUGGCCUGGCCUGGUCCGUGGCCGCCAUCUACUGGGCCAUGCAGGGAGAGGAGUUCCGCGUGUCUGCGGGCACGCUGGCCUUCUUCGUCACCCUCUUCACCAUCUUCGCGUUUGUCUGCAUCAGCGUGCUCCUGUACCGCCGGCGGCCCCACCUGGGCGGGGAGCUGGGUGGCCCCCGGGGCUGCAAGCUGGCCACGACCGGGCUCUUUGUGACCCUGUGGCUCCUCUACAUACUCUUUGCCUCGCUGGAGGCCUACUGUUACAUCAAGGGGUUCUGA
Messenger RNA from Pipistrellus nathusii (Nathusius's pipistrelle), 2769 nucleotides. Lineage: Eukaryota; Metazoa; Chordata; Mammalia; Chiroptera; Vespertilionidae. The record is from the annotation of a GenBank genome assembly.